AUGGCGGACGGGGGACUGCGAAAGGUUCAGCGCGGGUCCGCGGCGGCGUCGUGGAGCAAUCGCGUCGUGGACGCGGCGGACGAGGCGAAAUCAAAGGUGGAGGACGCGGUGGAGGGGAGUCUGUCGACGAUCGGACGAUACGUGACGUUUGGAUCGGCGCCGGAGAUCAUUCUGCGGAUACGUAAACGGUUUCGAUUGAACGUGCCGUUGUUGCCGGACGUGCUCGUGACGGCGGGGACGGAUGUGCCGAUUCAGCGAGAGGAGGGACGCCUCGGCGGGGCGCUCGCGACGUAUCGCCCGAAUCUGCAGUGGCGCGUGAGCGACUCGUGGUUCAACGGCGAUAUUAACCUGGACACGGCGAAUCACACGGUGUUCUACGAGAAGACGUUCGAUUUAGAUCCUUUGCAGCUUCGGGUGAGCGCGAAUUUUGAUUACAAGGAUCACGAACCGUACGUCGGGUUUCAGUUUCUGACGACGUCCGGAAUCACGUCGCCGGCGAUGACGAAUGGGUUCUCCGUCCGCAAGGAAAUCGAAAUCACGGAGACGAACGCGGUUCGUUUGAGCACCGAUGUCGAGGCGAGCUUGAUCCUCGGCGGGGCGACGCUCGGGGGGAAGAGCAAGAGUCACAAAACGCUCACGUCGCAUCCGAUGACGCUCGACUUUAGCCGCGUCAAGUUGGACUUGCUGCUCAAGUGA
Molecule: messenger RNA, 696 nt
Organism: Ostreococcus tauri
Lineage: Eukaryota; Viridiplantae; Chlorophyta; Mamiellophyceae; Mamiellales; Bathycoccaceae
Product: unnamed product
Exons: 1
Coding region: 1-696 (231 amino acids)
Source: RefSeq, a predicted model, not a curated record